Cinclus cinclus is the source of this 2762-nucleotide messenger RNA. RefSeq names its product albumin (gene ALB). The record is from RefSeq and is a predicted model, not a curated record. Bases 1 to 1848 code for a protein of 615 amino acids. Gene Ontology annotation, biological process: transport. Gene Ontology annotation, cellular component: cytoplasm; blood microparticle. Lineage: Eukaryota; Metazoa; Chordata; Aves; Passeriformes; Cinclidae. The transcript has 14 exons.
AUGAAGUGGUUAACAUUAAUUUCAUUUGUUUUUCUCCUGACCUCUGCCAGAUGCAGGAAUCUGCAAAGAACAGCACGAGAUGCAGACCACAAGAGCCCGAUUGCCCACCGCUUCAACGACCUGAAGGAAGAGACAUUCAAGGCAGUUACCAUGAUUACAUUUGCCCAGUACCUGCAGAAGUGUUCCUAUGAUGGGCUGUCUAAGCUGGUGAAGGAUGUUGUGGAUUUGGCACAAAAGUGUGUGGCCAACGAGGAUGCUCCCGAGUGCUCAAAACCACUGCCCUCUGUUUUCCUGGAUGAAAUCUGCCAAGUGGACAAGCUCCGUGACUCAUACGGUGACAUGGCUGACUGCUGUGGGAAAGCUGACCCCGAGAGAAAUCAGUGCUUCCUGUCCUUCAAAGUUCACCAGCCAGACUUCAUUCCCCCAUACCAGAGACCAGCUGCUGAUGUCAUCUGCAACGAGUACAAGGACCACCGGGUGCAGCUCCUGGGAAAUUUUGUCUAUACUGUUGCAAGAAGAAACCCCUUCCUGCACGCCCCAGCCAUCCUGGGUCUGGCUGCUGAGUAUGAAAACGCACUUAAAAGCUGUUGCCCAGAGAGUGAUGUUGGUGCUUGUUUGGAUGCAAAGGCAGCUGUCAUCAAGGAGAGAGCCAAGAAGAUUGGUGUGAAGCAGAAGCAUGAGUGCCGAGUCCUGGAGAAGUACGGUGAGAGGACCUUCCAAGCAAGUAAACUCACCCGUAUGAGCCAGAAAUACCCCAAGGCUCCGUUUGCAGACCUUGUUAAGAUGGUCCACGAUGUGAAGGAUGUCUACAAAGAGUGCUGUGAUGGGGACAUGGUAGAAUGCGUGGAUGACUGGUCAGAGCUCGUGGCCUCUUUGUGCUCUAAACAAGAUGUUUUCUCAAGUAAAAUCAAGCCCUGCUGCGAGCUGCCAGUUUUGGAACGGACCAGGUGCAUCAUCGAGGCAGACUUUGAUGACAAGCCUGAUAAUCUUCCUUCACUGGUUGAAAAAUACAUUCAAGAUAAGGAAGUGUGUAAAAGCUAUGAGGCAAACCACGACGCAUUCCUGUCAGAGUUUGUUUAUGAAUAUUCACGAAGACACCCCGAGUUCUCCACACAUCUGAUUAUGAGGAUUACUAAGGGAUAUGAAACACUCCUGGAUAAGUGCUGCAAGACAGACAACCCUGCUGAGUGCUACGGAAAUGCUCAAGAGGAACUGAACAAGCACAUCAAGGAAACUGAGGAUGUUGUGAAAACAAACUGCGAGCUGUUCAACACCCAUGGAGAGGAAGAGUUCCUUAAAGGAAUUCUGGUCCGCUACACUAAGAAAAUGCCUCAGGUAUCCACGGACACCUUGCUGGAAAUCGGGAAGAAAAUGACAGCAGUUGGCAGCAAGUGCUGCAACCUUCCUGAGCAGAAACGCAUGUCUUGCUCUGAGCACUAUCUGAGCAUUAUCAUUGAAGACAUGUGCAAGAGGCAGGAGAGCACCCCCAUCAACGACCAGGUGUCACAGUGCUGCAAUGACCUCUACUCCUACAGGAGACCAUGCUUCACUGCCAUAGGCGUGGACACCAAAUACGUGCCUCCACCAUUUGAUCCCAUGAUGUUCAACUUCGAUGACAAAAUGUGCAGUGCUCCCCCAGCUGAGCGUGAAGCAGGGCAGCUGAAAUUGCUCAUCAACCUCAUCAAGCGCAAGCCCCAGAUGACAGAAGAACAGCUGAAGACAAUUGCUGGGGGGUUCAGUGCCAUGCUGGAGAAGUGCUGCAAGCAGGCAGAUAUUGACUCGUGCCUUGGAGAAGAGGGUGCUGCCCUAAUAGUCCAGAGCAGAACCAUAUUAGGAAUUGGUGUUUAACCCAGGGCAGGUAAGAGCAGUAACGCACAAACACCUUUGUCUGUCUGUCUGCCCCUUCCUGCCCACCCUUCCAUCCACUUAACUUCUUUAUCCCUGAAAAGCAUCCAGCUUCCCUUUAACCACCACCUGUGCUUUCCCUAAUUGCUUUACCAUCUGCCACUGCACAGGGCUGAGAAACCUGCAGUGCUAGCAGCGUGCUGCUAUGUUAUAAAAAAAAAAAAAAAAAAAACCCUUUUGUCUCUCCCAUCUAGGUUGCCAGUGGGAAAAACAUGAAGAACAAACUUUCUGUGUAACUUCUCCCACCCCUCAUCCUUUUUCCUUUGGUACUAAAUGAAUAUUUCAUGAAUCUUCUGUGUUUUGUCACACUAUGUACUUUUCAAUUCCUUUACUUAAAAAACAAAUAAAAAAUAAAUAAAGGCUUUAUAAAACUGCACCUGUCCUUGUCUGCUGGUGACCACCACAAAGCAAAGCUCUGCAGAGCUGCCUGCACCAAAUGCUUAUUCUAAGUAGAAUAUAUGGGCAAAGUGUGUUUCAGAUUUCUUUCUGUUCAUUGCUCUUGUAAAGUUUUUAUGAAAGAAUAUUAAACUGGUAAGGCAUUUAACUAGACUUUAAUACCCUGAUUCAAUUGCACGUUGAUUUUAGGCUUUACUUCAGCCAAUACAAUUAUAUAGUAAGAAAAGUUUCAAAGGUAUUGUUCGAUAAAGAGAAUCAUUAGCAAGGAGCUCUUCUUAAAAAAAAAAAAAAAAAAUUUUACACCAGCCACAAAUCAUUUGCCACAUCUCUUCAGUUGCAAAGGGUUGCAAACAGCCCUGCUUUAAAGACACUUUCCACGUCUUAACUAGUUUUUUAAAAAGUGUUUUAAAUUUCCUCCUGAAAAGCUCACCACGUAAAUCAUGCCCCUCACUGCAGGAAAC